Messenger RNA from Lindgomyces ingoldianus, 1473 nucleotides. RefSeq names its product sorbitol dehydrogenase. The record is from RefSeq and is a predicted model, not a curated record. Bases 270 to 1409 code for a protein of 379 amino acids. Gene Ontology annotation, molecular function: L-iditol 2-dehydrogenase (NAD+) activity; zinc ion binding. The transcript is spliced from 6 exons. NCBI's taxonomy places the organism in Eukaryota, Fungi, Ascomycota, Dothideomycetes, Pleosporales, Lindgomycetaceae. Gene Ontology annotation, biological process: D-sorbitol catabolic process.
CAACUGCCAAAGUGCAUAUUUUUCCACAUUUUCUCCAGACUCUGUUCUCAACACUCUAUAGCGCUGGUCUCGCUAUUAGUAAUACCCUACUCAUGUCGAUAUCGGAAUCACGACUUUUCUCAACUUUCACAGCCCACAGCGCGCUUCUGCCGGCACUAGUCACUUGUAUAUUCACGAACCACCAUACGCACAUUCUCAGAUUUACUUCCGAAGAGUACUUUCAGACAUCGUGUUAGCUUUCGUUUGAGCGAUCGCGGCUCUCUAUCAAUAUGUCACCAUCGACUUCGAAUGGCGCUUUGCAACCCCCCAAAAAGACCAUUGUAGCGCCUCUCCCGAAUCCAUCACUCCAAGUCACUGCAGACCACCAAUUGAAGCAAGUUGAGGCACCGGUGUACCCCCCGGGUCCGGGAGAGGUACUUCUACAUAUCAAGGCAACUGGUGUUUGCGGAUCUGACAUCCACUUCUGGAAAACCGGACGGAUAGGUUCUCUUGUGGUUGAGGGCGACUGCAUACUUGGUCACGAGGCGUCUGGCGUGGUUCUUAAAUGCGGAGAGGGAGUCGCAACCUUAAUGCCAGGUGACCGUGUAGCAGUUGAGCCUGGUGUACCUUGUGGACAAUGCUUUCUAUGCAUGGAUGGACGAUACAACCUCUGCGAAGACGUGCAAUUCGCAGGCGUAUACCCAUAUCAUGGAACGAUUCAAAGAUUCAAAAUUCACCCCGCAAAGUGGUGUCACAAACUCCCAGACAACGUUACAUUCUCUGAAGGUGCCCUCCUUGAGCCUCUCAGCGUUGUCAUGCACGGCAUCAAAUCCGCCGGUCUCUCCCUCGGUCGCGGGGCAGUGAUAUGCGGUGCUGGACCUAUCGGACUAAUCGCGCUUGCCGCGGCACGGGCAUCCGGUGCUCACCCCCUCGUUAUCACUGAUCUUGAACCACGUAGACUCGACUUUGCGCAGAAGUUUGUGCCUUCGUGUAUGACAUACCAAGUCGAUUUGUCACUUGACGCCAAGGGGAAUGCGAAGAAUAUAAGAAAGUUGUUUGGCAUGGAGGAGUACUUUCUGCCAGAUACUAUAUUAGAGUGUACAGGGGUUGAGAGUAGCGUUGUUACCGCCGCAUAUACCGUGAGGAGGGGUGGAAUAGUCAUGGCUAUUGGAGUUGGAAGGCCCAUAAUGAAUAAUCUUCCUUUUAUGCAUCUAUCUUUAGCAGAGAUCAGCCUGAAAUUCAUCAACCGAUACCGUGACACCUGGCCUGGUGGCUUGCAGUGUUUGGGAGGCAAGAUACUGGAUUUGAAACCUUUGGUGACACAUAUCUAUCCGUUGGAGAAGGCGUUGGAUGCUCUGCAUACUUGCUCGCACUUGAGCAAUGGGAGUAUUAAGGUGCAGAUUGUUGAUGAUGUUGACGUGGUGUUUUGAUGGUUGAUGCAUUUCUUAAGCGGGGGUUCGAGUGAAGAGAGUUAAACUGUGGAGAAGAAAGGGC